This is a messenger RNA of Panthera uncia (snow leopard), 1127 nucleotides long. RefSeq names its product mitochondrial ribosomal protein L52 (gene MRPL52). The coding region runs from base 350 to 721 and encodes 123 amino acids. The record is from RefSeq and is a predicted model, not a curated record. Gene Ontology annotation, cellular component: mitochondrial large ribosomal subunit. The transcript is spliced from 5 exons. Lineage: Eukaryota; Metazoa; Chordata; Mammalia; Carnivora; Felidae. Gene Ontology annotation, molecular function: structural constituent of ribosome. Gene Ontology annotation, biological process: mitochondrial translation.
AACAUGUUACAGUGAUGCAGAAGACAGAAUAAGGGAACUCCUCUAAGAUAAUGACAUAAAUUUCAAAGGACUAGACACCGCUGCGCAGAGAUCGCUGGAGCAGCUCAGAACGAUUCAGUCUAGGACACGACUUCCACUGAGGAUGUAACCAGUACUGACGAUUCAUACGCAGACCAACCACUGUCGCCUAAAUACUAGGGCCGCAGUUUUCUCCCGCUCUUCCGUACAAUGGCCCAAGAUGGCGGGGCCCGUGAUUGAGAACCAGAUUCAAGAUGGCGGCUUCCGACUUCCCAUGCGGCGUAGCGCGUGACACCGGGGUCACGCCCACUUCCGGCUCCGCGACUUCAGCAUGGCUGCUUUAGGUACCCUGCUUUUGACAGGUGUCCGGAAGCUGCACAGUAGCGUGGCGGCUCGGGCGGGCAGUCAGUGGCGACUCCAGCAGGGCCUGGCUGCUAACCCCUCUGGCUACGGGCCCCUUACGGAGCUCCCAGACUGGUCUUACGCGGAUGGCCGCCCUGCGCCUCCAAUGAAAGGCCAGCUUCGAAGAAAAGCCCAAAGGGAGAAGUUUGCAAGACGAGUUGUACUGCUGUCACAGGAAAUGGAUGCUGGCUUACAGGCAUGGCAGCUCAGGCAGCAGAAGUUGCAGGAAGAAGAAAGGAAACAGAAAAACGCUCUUAAACCCAAAGGGGCUCUACUGCAGAACCCACUACCAAGUCAAUAAAAAGCAAUACUUGUCUCCCUUUCCCAGCCUCUCUCUGGCUUUCUUCUCUAUCACCUACAUGCCUCAUCCCAGUCAGAAGAGAGCCUUCACGUUCCCCAUCUGUCUUCCCGGCACAAGAGCUUGGACACCAGAAAGAACAGCCUGUAAGAUCACUGCCUGGAAGAGUUGGCUUAGUGCCCUCAUCACUGGCUCCGUUCCAGUUCAGUGGAACCUUGCUCUGGGAUGCUUCCCUCCUUCACGAGCCAUAGGACUGGCCCAACUAUGAACAGUAGCUGCUCUGCGAACUGCUAUGAAAAAGGGGCAGCAGUUUUCCUGGUGUUAGCUAGGCACUCAAGCCUUUGACAGCCCAUACACAGCUCAGGCUGUGUGCAGUUACUCAUUUAAUAAAUGUUUUGAUGAAAAAGGC